AUGUAUUCAAGAACGCUCUCAGUAAUUGCCUUAUUGGCAGUCUCAGCCAGUUGUUUGGAUCUCUGUGAUUAUUACGGUAAAAUCGGAAGACUUCACGAACAUCCUGAAUGCAUGCCUCGCGGACGCCCUGAAGAGGAGAUCGACUUUCUCCCAGAAAUUACUACAACCGAAGCUCCCCGUAUUGGCUUCUGUUCAAGCUCUGCUGCUCUCAUUCAAUGUACAGCUGACAGCAUCACUUGCCCACUUUCUGGACAAAUCUGUAUUCAGUCCGAUGGAGAAAAGUGUUGCCAGAUCGUAACUGCAGGAAUCCCUGCUUCUGAAAUCAACUCUAAGGCUGGACAAUGCCCAAGACCACUCGGAAUUUCUGUUCUCCAGGACAACACUGUUGGUUGCUGGAUGGACUCAAACUGCCCAGGAAUCCAGAAGUGCUGUGUCGAACCAAAUCCAGUCACCAACUCUGCCACCAGAAUUUGCCGUGACCCUGUCGGAAUAUCAAACAUGUUGGCAGGCACCUCCAUCUGCAACUUGGCUUUGGCUGUUGGAAGCUGUACAGCUCCUGGUGUUCGAUACUACUAUGACUCCUCCUCUGCAAGAUGUAAUCAGUUCAUGUACUCCGGAUGUGGAGGAAACGCCAACAACUUCCAAUCGUUGGCAAGCUGUCAAGCUACAUGUGGUAACAGCGGAAUUAAAAAGACACCUCAAUGCCCACCUGAUGCAAACUCUGGACUUAACUGUCUCUUCGCUCACGCCGAUGCUUGCAACACUGACAGUGACUGUUUAGGUCGUGAAAACACUGUCCAACCAUCAUGCUGCAUGACAAGCUGCGGCUACAAAAUCUGUUAUCAAUACUAA
Auanema sp. JU1783 is the source of this 852-nucleotide messenger RNA. Lineage: Eukaryota; Metazoa; Nematoda; Chromadorea; Rhabditida; Rhabditidae. The record is from the annotation of a GenBank genome assembly.